Zerene cesonia (dogface butterfly) is the source of this 1957-nucleotide messenger RNA. RefSeq names its product stromal membrane-associated protein 1. Lineage: Eukaryota; Metazoa; Arthropoda; Insecta; Lepidoptera; Pieridae. The record is from RefSeq and is a predicted model, not a curated record. Gene Ontology annotation, molecular function: GTPase activator activity; metal ion binding. The transcript is spliced from 5 exons. The coding region runs from base 120 to 1406 and encodes 428 amino acids.
UUUGUGAACUAGCUGUGACUUUUGCGCUAUGUGUGGCUAUGGCUUCUUGUCUUGUCUUCACAAAUAAGCAGAAUUCCUAGGCCACCCUUUUUCUUCUAUUGAAUAGCUUAUCUAACACAAUGACUUCGAAAAGUGAAAAAGAUCGAGCAAAACAAAUCCAGGAUCGAUGUCAGAAUAUUCUAUUGCAAAUGCUAAAAGAUGAAGAUAACAAAUACUGUGUUGAUUGUGACGCGAAGGGUCCUCGAUGGGCAUCAUGGAAUCUCGGCAUAUUUCUGUGCAUCAGAUGUGCUGGCAUCCAUCGGAAUCUCGGCGUUCACAUCUCCAAAGUGAAGAGCGUCAAUUUGGACUCGUGGACACCGGAACAAGUUGUAUCACUACAACAAAUGGGCAAUUCCCGCGCACGCGCGGUGUACGAGGCGAAUCUACCGGACUCGUUCCGUCGGCCUCAGAACGAUAACACACUGGAGGGGUUCAUACGCGCCAAGUAUGAGCAGAAGAAGUAUAUUGCCAAGGAGUGGGUGCCGCCGCCGCUGCCUAAAGUCAACUGGGACAAAGAAAUAGACGAAGAAAUAGAAAGGCAAAAGAGGAAAAAAAAAGCUGCAACAUCAACUCUGGGACCAUUGCCAGCACCGAGCAGCGACAAAAAAUACAAUAAAUCGGACGUCAUACCAAGUCUGCCCAAACCAAAGUCGUCCGUCAGUCCCAAACUCGGCCGCAGCACGCCAACCAUACAGGCCGAGGCCAGCAAACCCUCGAACGGUUCAGCAGAUCUCCUAGGCCUCGACACGAGCAAACCAGAACAGAAACAAACGAACAACGACGACAUCUUCUCGAGUUUCUUCUCAGCGCCACAAGAGAAUCCGCCGCAAACCAGUCAAGAAACAAAGCCCGACUUGAAAACGGAGGAAGAAAACUUCUUCAAACAGCCCGCGCCCACGGAGAAGGAAAAGAGCAAACUAACUAAGGACAGCAUAUUAGCGUUAUAUAGUCAAACUCCGUUAGUGAACCAGUUCAAUCCAGUGCAACCGGUGCAACAAUACCCGUUCGGUUAUCAAGCGCCCGUGUAUAAUAAUAUGCAGAUGCCAAACGGCAUGCAGGCGAAUCAAAUGAAUCAAUUCCAAACGUUGAGCGGGCAGUUCGCGCAGUAUCCACAGACAAUUCAACAACAAAUUCCUCAGCAAAUGGGUCAACAGAUACCACAACAGAUACCACAGCAGAUACCACAGCAGAUGCCACAACAAAUGCAACAACAUCAACAAGUAUUCCAACCGAACCCCCCAACAAAUCAAUUCUUCAACCAACCGCAACAGUUAUCACAGCAAUUCGGUAAUCUUAAUCUAGGACAAGGUUUUCCAAACGCGUUCCCUCCCAACAGCAAUAUAGCUAGUAAUUCCACUUGGCAAUAGACAGGUUUGUGUCAGUGUUUCUAAUUUGUGGUGUGAUGUUGUCACUAUGGCGUCAUGUCUGUACCAUUGACAAUAAUUUCACCUUACAAUAGCUAUAGAGAGAUCUAGGUUCGCUGUCUGGCAACUAUCUUAAUUUCUUGUUUAUGAUUUACAAAUUUUACACUAGUUUGUUGAUAAUACUUGUUUAAUUUGCGUGAAAAUGGGGGUAGUUGCGAGUUGUUACGCGGACUACUGAUUUAUUGCGGCGUUCGUUGUAUGUUAUAGAAUGUGUCUUUGAAUAUAUACUGAUUUUGAAUUAUUAUUCAUGAAAAGAAUGAAUCUACAAAAAAUAGUGUUGCCUUCAAGUGGUCCAUAAUUAUCGUACAUAAUUCAUUAAAUAUGAAACAAUUAUAUCAAACUUAAUUAUGCAGUAACUUAUUAAUCUAUAUGUAUUAUAUACUUUAUAAACGAAAUUUCUCUUUCUUAUGAGUCAGACAGUGCAUCAAAAUCUAUUUAGAAUUGCCUCUUGUCACUUAUUAUUUUAGAGUGAAAUGAGGAUAAAAUACAUAUAA